This is a messenger RNA of Entrophospora candida, 1053 nucleotides long. NCBI's taxonomy places the organism in Eukaryota, Fungi, Glomeromycota, Glomeromycetes, Entrophosporales, Entrophosporaceae. The record is from the annotation of a GenBank genome assembly.
AUGUCACAAAAUAUUUGUAUUAAACCAAAAAGUCUCCUUAAUGAGGAAAAAAUUUUUUCAAUUAAUUUACCUCAUCCCCGAACUGGAUUACCAGCACGUUAUAUUAUUCAAGAAGGAAAUUUAUUGGAAGUGCAAUGUAUAGGAUGUGAAGAUCAAAAAUCAUGGUUUAUAGAUAAUAAUAUAGUUCAAAAAGAUGGUAGAUUGUUUAUUUUCACAUCCAUUGAUCCUUUAUUUAUCUUAUUGCCAAUAUUGGAUAAUUGUAGAAGAAAGAAUAUAGAAUUUCAAGGAUUAUUUCUUUCACCUGAUGCAAUUUUUGAUCAUGAUGAUUUCCCUAGUGUUCGGAAAUUAUCCUCUAUCAAUAAUAUUUAUAUAUAUAUGAAUUGGAUUUGUGAUAGUCAAGAAGUUCGUUUAAAAACAGUUUUGGAAAUUAUUAUGGAAUAUCUACCAUAUCAUUGGGCAAAUCAAUUAAAAAUAGAGUACAAAUAUGAUGAACUUUGUAAAUUAGAAGGUCAAGAUGUUGUCUAUGUAAAGGAUAUUCCAAUUAAUUAUGUUAAGAAGCAAGGCAUUGAAAAUAAACAACCAGAAUCUGUUAAGAAACGUAAAUUGACAACUGGUGUGGCUUCAUUGGCAAAAAAGCAAAUGGAUUGGAGAGUAGAAGCUGAAUAUAUCAAUGGCUUAAUGUGUGAUGAUCCUUUGUCUAAUGGUGUAAUUGACCUUAGCUCUAAUAAAUCCCAAUUAUCUGAGAGUGACUUUGAUUUAUUUGUGGGGGGAAGCAAGGAUAAGGAGGUUAAGCAAAGAUGCUUUAAUAAAAAAUGUUUGUUAGAAGAAGAAACAAAUUUCAAGAAACAUAUAAAUUUGCAGCAGCAGGAAAUGGGUUCUGAAAACACUCUUGUGGGAGUAAUAGCUUGUCUAAUCAAUGUAGCUAUAUAUCAACUAUUAAUUAAUAACAAAGUUGAGGUGACAAGAAAUGAGUGCCAGAGUGUGGCCAGUAAGAAUUGUAAGGCCAAACUAAAGAAUGGCACAAGGGGUAAUAGACCAGAUUUUAUAUGCUGA